CGGGAAUGGAGGUGGGAGAGGCUGAUAAUAAGUACAAGCCAGACCGGGAAUGCCAACUUCCAUCCAUCCAUCCACCCACCAAAAAAGGAAGCCCUGUGGGCAAGCUCGCAGGCUCCAUCCAUCCCUCCGCACCGAGGGGACCAGGGCGCCGCGGCUCCCCAAUGAAGAGACGCCAAUGCCACCGGGCGUCGCUUCUCUUCUGACUUCUGACUCCUUUAGUCCCGGAACCGAAAAAGAAGAGCUAGCGGCGAGUCGCAGCGAAGUGG
Messenger RNA from Ilyonectria robusta, 266 nucleotides. RefSeq lists its product as uncharacterized. The record is from RefSeq and is a predicted model, not a curated record. The transcript has a single exon. The coding region runs from base 6 to 203 and encodes 65 amino acids. Lineage: Eukaryota; Fungi; Ascomycota; Sordariomycetes; Hypocreales; Nectriaceae.